Messenger RNA from Trichoderma atroviride IMI 206040, 1704 nucleotides. The record is from RefSeq and is a predicted model, not a curated record. NCBI's taxonomy places the organism in Eukaryota, Fungi, Ascomycota, Sordariomycetes, Hypocreales, Hypocreaceae.
AUGUUGUUCACGGCUUACUACCUCUUCAGCACCGUGACGCAUGCUUUUGCAGUCCUCGCCGCGUCUUCACCUACGGCUCAUACUGUUAAUGGGACGUAUUCGGGACUGAACAUACCAUCUUUCAACCAAGAAGCAUUCUAUGGCAUUCCGUAUGCACAAGCGCCUGUUGGAGGCCUUCGUCUCCGACGGUCUCUGCCAUACAACCAAUCUUGGUCCGGUGUAAGAAAUGCAACAGUUCGAUCUGACUCUUGCCCGGGGUAUAACGGAUUUCCGCUUGCUCUUGUUGGUGGAAGUCUUGUCGACGGGCUUACCCUCGGAGAAGACUGCUUGACCAUUGAUAUUGUCCGUCCGGCCAACAUUAAUCCUUCUGACAAACUACCCGUCUUCACCUGGUUUUAUGGUGGAGGUUUCAUCGCCGGGGGGUCCGCUGAUCCAAAAUACAACUUGUCAUACAUUGUGCGAAACUCAAUGGACAUGAAUAAGCCCAUUAUUGGUACCAUUAUCAACUAUCGAACAAUGUGCUUUGGCUUCUUGGCAUCAAAAGAAGUUCUCAAUGCCAACGUUAGCAAUCUCGGACUCUUUGAUCAGCGAAGGGGCCUCAAAUGGAUCCAAGAGAAUAUUGAAAGCUUUGGUGGUGAUCCUGACAAGGUGACAAUCGCGGGAGAGAGUGCAGGUGGCUCAAGCACGGGUUAUCACUUAAUUGGCUUCAAAGGCAAUAAUGACGGACUGUUUCGUGGAGCAAUAAUGGAGAGUGCGAGCCUCCUAGGAGCUCCAAUUAAUAAUCCUGAACAACUGCAACGGAGCUAUCAAGGCAUGUACGAUAACAUUACAACAACCGUAGGCUGCAACACCUCAAACGAUAGCCUGGCUUGCCUGAGAACGGUCCCUUAUGAAACAUUACACCAAGCGUGCACUGGGUUCCGCCAAACACCAAUCAUGGAUGGCGAAUUCAUCUCACAGUUACCGUCACAGUCUAUUCAGAAAGGAGAAAUUGCCGACGUUUCCAUCAUCAUGGGCAGUAAUACUGACGAAGGAACCGCAGUUUUCUUAGGACCCCGUGCGAACCCUUUGAACACCGAUCAAGAUGUGUUCAAAUACAUCCAGGCUCUUGGAAGCGGUCUCAAUAAUAAAACAGUAGAGACGGUUAUGAAUCUAUAUCCGGAUGACCCUACUUGGGGUUGUCCUUUUGGAACUGGACCCGAACGAUUCGCAGAUCAGGGAUUUCAGUACAAACGCGGUGCUGCUAUUGCUGGAGACUACUUUAUACAUUCAGGACGAAGAUUUUAUGCAAAUUCGCACAGCAUUCGGAGCCAAAAGCCAAUCUAUACCUAUAGAUUUGAUCAAGCACCUUGGAAUAUGAGGGAGCCCUCAAUUAUGAUUAUACCACCAGUCUAUGUCACACAUUACUCUGAGAUUGUGUAUGUGUUUGACAAUCCGAAUAAUAACAGUAAUUUUAUUGGGCCGUACCCAGGCUAUGCAAGGCUACAGUCCUUUGUGUCGCGAUCUUGGGUGUCAUUCAUCCAUGACUUGGAUCCCAAUAACCAUGGACUGCAAGACCCAAAUCUUCCGAAAUGGCCCAAGUAUAAUUCCAAUCACCCUCAAAACAUUGUAUUUCGCGAAGGGGGAAGUUUUGUUGAAAAGGAUGGUUACCGCAAACAGAAGCUGGCGUUUUGGCCCACUAUCUGGGCGGAAUUGCAGACGUGA